Heterobilharzia americana is the source of this 264-nucleotide messenger RNA. Lineage: Eukaryota; Metazoa; Platyhelminthes; Trematoda; Strigeidida; Schistosomatidae. The record is from the annotation of a GenBank genome assembly.
AUGAAAUUCUGCAUAUCUGUGGUACUUUUACUCCUCUUGAACUCAGUGGAAUGUCAAUACCCCCUUCAGACAAAUUUUGGCAAUUUUGAUCCAUUUCCAUUCUGGUCUUCUUGGUAUUUCUGGUACUACUAUAGUCGAAUAUGUAGGACAGAUAUUUAUGGUCGUAUCUGGUGCAGAUGGAACCCAUAUAAUCCAUAUUGGCAACCUUUCCCUGGACCAUUCGGAUCAGCAUUUAGAACGCAAAACCCAUUGAACACUAGAUAA